AUGAACAGCCUUCUCAUGGAGACGAUGGUAAAGCCUCUGAAACGGUACCCGACACUCGGCGCGACCGUCGGCACCGGCGUGCUCUGCGCCUUCACGUACUGGUGGUACGCCACGUCCAUCCGCAGCACUCUUCUCGCAACGCAGCGCAGUUGCCAGCAGAUGUCCGAUAGGGCCUUUCACGAGUGCCGGGAGAUGCUCAAGGCUGGCGAGCGCAGCUGGGGUGGCGACAUCCGCUCCCGUGACGCGCAGGUGCGGCGUCUUGAGCUGCAAAAUGUAGAGCAGACGCGCAGUGUGGCGCGGCUGGAGUCGGCCAUGAAGAUGUGUCUCAUCCAGAACAUGUAG
Leishmania braziliensis MHOM/BR/75/M2904 is the source of this 342-nucleotide messenger RNA. RefSeq lists its product as hypothetical. The transcript has a single exon. NCBI's taxonomy places the organism in Eukaryota, Euglenozoa, Kinetoplastea, Trypanosomatida, Trypanosomatidae. The record is from RefSeq and is a predicted model, not a curated record. The coding region runs from base 1 to 342 and encodes 113 amino acids.